This is a messenger RNA of Fraxinus pennsylvanica, 780 nucleotides long. Lineage: Eukaryota; Viridiplantae; Streptophyta; Magnoliopsida; Lamiales; Oleaceae. The record is from the annotation of a GenBank genome assembly.
AUGGCUGUUCAAGCGCAAAAUUGGUUUGAGAAUAUGGGUUUUAACCCAUUUGUCAUGUGUGGUUCACAGGAUUGGGUUAUGGGGAAUGAUGAUGGUUGUUCAUAUUUCCAAGAACAGAGGAAGAAGAUUCAUCAAGUUCUUGAUUCUUGUGAUAAUCAAGCUUCUCCAUCCCCUUCUCUGCCUAUGGAGUUUCUGCAAUCUUUAUCAUCUGAUCUUCAGAAUCAACACCUGGAAAUGGAUUUGUUGCUUCAGUUAGAGAAUCAGAGAUUGAGGAGGUCAGUUAUGCAAGAAGAAACAAGGCAACGAGCACUUCUACUCCAUAAAUAUGAAUCAAGAAUUAAGUCUCUGAUACUCCAAAAAGAUGAAGAAUUGGCUAUGGCAAGAAACAAGACAACAGAACUCCUAGAUUUUUUGAAAAGAGCGGAAAUGGAGGCCAAAAUCUGGAAGGAAAAGGCCAUAGAAAAUGAAGCCACCGUCUUUAACCUCAACAACAGGCUGAAUCAAGUCAGAGAAAAAGACUAUUUGAUGUUCAAUACUGGAGUCGAAGAUGCAGUUUCAUUUUGUGGUUCUUCAAGCAUAAAAAACAGUAUUCAAGAGGGAAAAGAAUCUGAAGAUCAGAAGAAAAAGAUGGCUUGUAAAUUGUGCCAAGUUAAAAACUCCUGUGUAGUUUUCUUUCCUUGCAGGCACCUCUGCAGCUGCAAAUCUUGUGAAACAGUUUUAGGUUUGUGUCCAGUCUGUGAAUCUGUAAAAGAAGCAAGCCUAGAAGUUCUCUUUUUGUGA